Hylaeus volcanicus is the source of this 4466-nucleotide messenger RNA. RefSeq names its product RNA polymerase-associated protein CTR9 homolog (gene Ctr9). The transcript has 14 exons. Gene Ontology annotation, cellular component: Cdc73/Paf1 complex. Gene Ontology annotation, molecular function: RNA polymerase II complex binding. Gene Ontology annotation, biological process: regulation of DNA-templated transcription. The record is from RefSeq and is a predicted model, not a curated record. NCBI's taxonomy places the organism in Eukaryota, Metazoa, Arthropoda, Insecta, Hymenoptera, Colletidae. The coding region runs from base 10 to 3786 and encodes 1258 amino acids.
GGUGCCGCAAUGGCGGGCUCCAUAGAGAUUCCACUUCGUGAUACAGAUGAGGUAAUAGAGCUCUGCUUAGAUCAAUUACCAGAAGGAGAUGAAGUACUUGGAAUUUUACGCCAAGAACAUGCCCAGCUUAAUAUCUGGGUCAAUUUGGCCCUUGAAUACUAUAAACAACAUAAAAUUGAAGAUUUUAUUAAGAUACUUGAAUCUUCUCGGAUUGAUGCAAAUAUUGACUACCGUGACUAUGAAAAAGAUCAAAUGCGAGCCUUGGACAUGUUGGCUGCAUACUAUGUCCAAGAAGCCAACAGAGAAAAAAAUAAGGAUAAGAAAAGAGAUCUGUUCACAAAAGCCACACUAUUAUAUACAACUGCUGAUAAGAUCAUUAUGUAUGACCAGAAUCACUUGCUUGGCCGAGCUUACUUUUGCCUCUUGGAAGGAGAUAAAAUGGACCAAGCCGAUGCCCAAUUCAAUUUUGUACUGAAUCAAUCUCCAAAUAAUAUUCCCUCACUACUUGGUAAAGCAUGUAUAGCUUUCAAUAAAAAAGAUUACCGCGGUGCGCUUGCUUUUUACAAAAAAGCUUUGAGGACAAAUCCAAACUGUCCAGCUGCUGUUAGACUGGGAAUGGGUCACUGUUUUAUGAAGCUAAAUAACCAAGAAAAAGCACGCCUAGCCUUUGAAAGAGCUUUACAAUUAGACGGUCAAUGCGUCGGAGCAUUGGUUGGUCUUUCAGUUUUGAAAUUAAAUCAACAACAGCCUGAUAGUAUCAGAACUGGAGUACAAAUGUUGUCUAAAGCUUAUACGAUCGAUUCGACGAAUCCUAUGGUAUUAAAUCACUUGGCAAAUCAUUUCUUCUUUAAAAAAGAUUAUAAUAAAGUGCAACACUUGGCACUUCAUGCAUUUCACAAUACCGAAAACGAAGCUAUGCGUGCAGAGAGUUGUUACCAAUUAGCCAGAGCAUUCCAUGUUCAAGGCGACUAUGAUCAAGCAUUUCAAUACUAUUAUCAAGCAACUCAAUUUGCACCACCGGUUUUUGUUUUACCACACUUUGGAUUAGGUCAAAUGUAUGUUUAUCGCGGCGAUGCAGAGAAUGCGGCACAAUGUUUCGAAAAAGUGUUAAAAGCUCAACCAGGCAAUUACGAAACAAUGAAAAUUCUUGGAUCUUUGUAUGCAAACUCAAGUUCCCAAUCGAAGCGCGAUAUUGCCAAAAAUCAUCUUCGGAAAGUAACCGAGCAAUUUCCCGAUGAUGUCGAGGCAUGGAUCGAGCUCGCUCAGAUAUUAGAACAAAGUGACCUUAAUGCAGCCUUAAACGCAUAUGGUACUGCAACUAGAAUUUUAAAAGAGAAAGUUCAAGCGGACAUACCACCUGAAAUUCUAAAUAACGUUGGAGCUCUACAUUACAGGCUUGGAAACUUAGAGGAAGCUAGAAAAAAUUUGGAGGAAUCCCUGGCACGCUCCAAAGCUGAUGCCUUGCAUGAUUCUGUGUACUAUAAUUCAAUUGCUGUUACAACAACAUAUAAUUUGGCGCGCCUAAACGAAGCUUUAUGUAUCUUCGAUAAAGCGGAAAAAUUGUACAAAGAUAUUUUAAAGGAGCAUCCAAAUUAUGUAGAUUGUUAUUUACGGCUUGGCUGUAUGGCUCGAGAUAAAGGUCAAAUUUACGAAGCAUCCGAUUGGUUCAAAGAUGCUUUGAGAAUUAACAAUGAACAUCCAGAUGCGUGGUCGCUUUUGGGUAAUUUACAUUUAGCCAAGAUGGAAUGGGGGCCAGGCCAGAAAAAAUUCGAAAGAAUUCUUAAAAAUCCAACAACAAGCACAGAUGCUUACUCUUUGAUUGCAUUGGGCAAUAUUUGGCUUCAAACUUUACAUCAAAGCGGAAAAGACAAAGACCGCGAAAAACGUCAUCAAGACAGAGCGUUGGCUAUGUACAAACAGGUUUUGCGAAACGAUCCCAAAAACAUUUGGGCAGCGAACGGAAUUGGAGCGGUGUUAGCACAUAAAGGAUGUGUGAACGAAGCUAGAGAUAUAUUCGCCCAAGUUCGAGAAGCAACGGCAGAAUUCUGUGAUGUUUGGUUAAAUAUUGCACACAUUUACGUGGAGCAGAAACAAUUUGUUAGCGCUAUUCAAAUGUACGAAAAUUGUCUUCGCAAGUUCUACAAAUACCAUCACGUUGAAAUCCUACAAUACCUCGGAAGGGCCUACUUUAAGGCUGGUAAAUUAAAGGAAGCAAAGUUAACAUUAUUGAAGGCACGGAGGGUAGCUCCACAGGAUACAGUUUUGUUGUACAAUAUUGCACUUGUGCUUCAACGUCUAGCAACGCACAUAUUGAAAGACGAGAAGUCGACUUUGACAACGGUACUGCAGGCAGUUCACGAAUUGGGACUGUCGCAUAAAUAUUUCCAAUACUUAUCAACUCACGGAGACAGAAUGGAACAGCUCGCAGAAGGGGAAGCCAGAAGGUGUCAAGAUUUACUAUCACAAGCGCAAUAUCAUGUCGCCCGAGCUAGAAGAUUGGACGAGGAGGAGAAGAUGCUCAGAAGGAAACAAGAGGAAGAAAGGCAAGCAUUUAAAAUGCGCCAGACAGAAGAACAACGGAAACAAGAAGAAAUGCGACGACAAAAAGAAGAAGAGAUGUUACAAAAACGACAAGAGUACGUUGAAAAGACUAAGAAUGUGUUGGUGUUCGACGAAAUGCCUUCAGAAAAAACUGGGAAGAAAACAAAGAAGGCACGCACAGAUCAGUACGUCAGCGACAGUGGUGGCUCCGAUGAUGGGAGAGAGGAAGCUCCAAGAGAUCAAAAACCACGCAAAAGGAAAGCAAGUGGUGAACACAAAGAAAGAAAAGGCAAGGGCAAAGGAAAGCGCAAGAAGGAUUUGGGAAGCGGUGAAAGUGGUUCAGAAAGUGAUCGGCCCAAGCGAAAAUAUGGAAGGAAGAUUGGAAGUACUAGAAAGGAUAAAACACCUCGCAAAAGUACAGCUGAAUCUUCGAAGGGUAAAAGUAAUUUCCUGUCCAAAGAAACUAUAUCAACGAGUGAAUCUGACAGUGAUUCAGGAGGUCUCAAAAUUGCUAGCGGGGGUGAAAGCGGAAACGAAGGUCGUCCAUCUGGUAGCAGGAAAAUUGUAUCAGAUUCCGAAGGUUCACGCGCCUCGCGUUCCAGAUCUCGAUCCAGAUCAAAAUCUAGAAGACACUCUAGAAGUAGCUCACGGUCUCAGUCUCGAUCACAAUCGCGCUCCCGAUCUAGAUCUCGAUCUGGAUCGAAGUCCAGGAGUCCAUCGCGAUCAAGAAGUCGCUCUAGAUCGAGGUCGGGGUCUGCGAAAAGCGGGUCACGUUCGAGGUCGGGUUCUAGAUCUAGAUCAGGGUCAAGGAAGAGUGGCUCACGGUCAAGAUCACGCAGUGGUUCAAGGAAAAGUGGAUCUCAACCGAAAUCAAGAUCAGGAUCUAGGCACAGUGGAUCAAGAUCCCCUAGUGGUUCGAGGAAAGCAAUGUCUAGGUCAAGAUCAGUGUCAAAGUCGAGGUCACGGUCAAGAUCAAGGUCAAGAUCGAGGUCAAGGUCCAGGAGUGGUUCACAGUCAGGGAAAGACGAACGUAGAUCCAGAAGUAAAAGUCGAUCAAAAUCAAAGUCUGUUUCGAGGUCGAGAUCGCGUUCGGGUUCAAGGUCAAAGAGUGGAUCUAGAAGUCGCAGUCCUAGUGGAUCGGCACGAUCUGCUACUCCAGAAUCCAGAAAAUCGGUUUCGGGCAGUGAUGUUGGUUCCCGCCAUUCGAGUUCAGAUAGAGCUGGCGGUGGAAGCGAAAGUGAAUAAAUCCGAGAUUCCAGCGAUGACACUUGUCACUACACAAUAAACAUUCACUUUAUCGACGAAUUACACAUAUAUACUUCUUUUGUAAGAGUGAAUUUACAUAUGAAACAUACAAUUUUCGUAAUAUUUCUUAACGGGCGUUUUGAACAUGGCCAAGAACCGUAACGAGUCGUAAGAUGGCGCAUCGAGAUAUUGGCGCGACCAUUCGAGAUUGCGGAUCACUUUCGAUAAUCGAAACCGUCUUCACGAUGAUCGUGAAAUCAAAUAUUUUUGAAAGAAUAUUUCGUUUAGUGCGUGCAUUUUCCUUCAAUUUCCAACACGAAAAUCAGUCGAACCGUGCACGUGUGCUCUCGAUGUUGUGUUUUAAGAGGUGUAUUACUUCUUGACGUAUGGUAAAUAAUAAUUUUAUUCAAACCACGAUUUCAUAUGUAAAUUAGUUCACUUUGUAAACAUACGUUACUCUUCCUCAUUAUUAGUCUGUUGAUACUUUGUACAAUAAACAGAUAGUUCUAAUCGAUAUUAUACAUUGAAGUUGAUUAUUAUUAAACAAAGAGCAGAAUACCUAGUAAAACCAUUCUUUCGAUUACGUUAGUUAUCGUUGUGCGAGCAAAGUGUAACGAGGUUGUAUUAACAACGAACGAAUCGUUUUAUAUUAAAAAGUCACGAAUAAAAAGAAAUAUUGA